CAAUUGCUUUCAUUAGUUACAUAAGAUUUCUACUAUACUUCGGACGAAACAAUUAGAAUUAAAAGAGAUAGCUGUGAAAAAUUGUAAAUAUACAAAAAUUUAAACAAAUGGUUUGAAAAGAUCGAAGAAUUAUGCCUCCAGUAAUUCCUGCGGCAAAAAAUUGGAAGGAAACCAAUCGUUUACUUAAGGAACAACGGAAAAAAUGGCGGGAAGAGAGGUUAGCAAAAAAGUUGAAGAAAGAAGAGGCUAAGAAAGAAUUACAGAAAGAAAUAGAAAAACCCGUUAAGCAACAUUUUGAGAAAAAAGACAUUUCAACUGUGAGCAUUGCAGUUCCUGGUUCAAUUUUAGACAAUGCCCAGUCUCCAGAGUUACGAACGUAUCUGGCAGGUCAAAUAGCACGUGCAGCAUGUGUUUACAAGAUAGAUGAAAUUAUUGUUUUUGACGAUAAAGGAGAAGUACUUGAAAAUGAAAAGAGAAAAGUAAUAAAUGACGAAGCAUUAGGUGAAAGACGAAUCGGAUGUUUACAAUUGGCUAGAAUAUUACAAUAUUUGGAAUGUCCACAAUAUUUAAGGAAAUUCUUUUUUCCAAUUCAUAAAGAUUUGCAAUAUGCUGGAGUACUAAAUCCUUUGGAUGCCCCACAUCACUUGCGACAACAAGAUGUGUCUCUAUAUAGAGAGGGAAUAGUUACAAAUAAACCAGUUAAAAUUGGCAAUGGUUCUCAUGUGAAUGUGGGAUUGUUAAACGAUGUCUGUGUGGAUAAAGUGUUAACUAGUGGAUUAAGAGUUACAGUAAAAAUACCUGAAGGCCAAACAAAUCCAAAAAAAUUAAAAGGAUUUAUUGUACCUCCUGAUAUUCCUAAAUCAGAUAUUGGAAUAUAUUGGGGAUAUAAUGUGAGGUUGGCUAAUAAUCUUACAGAAGCAUUAACACAGUGUCCUUAUAAAAAUGGAUAUGAUUUGACAAUUGGUACUUCAGAAAAAGGAAACUCUAUUGAUGGAAUAGAGUCAAAAAGCAUGGAAUACCAUCAUGCUUUAAUAAUAUUUGGAGGAUUAUCAGGAUUAGAGGCUGCAGUAGACAGUGACCCUAAUUUAAAUCUAGAUGACACCUCUUUAGUGUUUGAUAAAUAUUUGAAUACUUGUCCUCAACAAGGAUCAAGAACAAUUAGAACAGAGGAAGCUAUUCUAAUUACUUUAGCAGAAUUAAGAACAAAAUUAUCUCCUAAAGUUCUACCAUUGCCAAGUGCUCAGUUUAACAGUUUUGUAAAUAAUGAAACUAUCUGUGUGGACAAAUGUAAGUAA
Molecule: messenger RNA, 1295 nt
Organism: Habropoda laboriosa
Lineage: Eukaryota; Metazoa; Arthropoda; Insecta; Hymenoptera; Apidae
Product: putative methyltransferase C9orf114 homolog
Exons: 1
Coding region: 132-1295 (387 amino acids)
Source: RefSeq, a predicted model, not a curated record